AUAAAGUAACAGGACUCCUCUGUCUCCUUUUUGGACAUAAACCUCUGGUGUUUGUGGAUUAAUUUUCCUGACAGGUGUCACCCAGCAGUCAGAGCUGGGUGUAAAUGCAGCCUCUGUCACAGCAGAACAGGCAGCUCGGGGCAGAUCAAAGUCAUGUGCCUUUAUUCCCUUCUCCAAAAGGACUUGAGGGAGCCAGGAAGGAUUUGUACAGAAGUCAGGAGAAGUUAGUAUGAGUUAACAGCAAAGUUUUCUGACUGAAGAGUGCCUGAAGUGCAGAGCACCCAAAAAGCUCAUUAUCCUGUUAAUCCACAGCCAACUCCUCUCCUUCCCACUGCAGGUGCCUUCCUAUCCUCCAUUUUCCCACAUUUUCUCUCUGGAAUGUGCAGGCCCAGCAGUGCCCCUGCCUUGGGCAGCUCACCACCUGGAAUAACCUGGGUUUUGGUCCUUCAGAGACUUUACAGGCAGGUGCUGCUCUAGAUCCCUCUGGUAUCUGCUCUGGGAAUGCCUGGUUGCCCAUCAGCUAUCCAGGACCCAAAUCCACUCAACCCAGCUGUCAGAACUGCUCUAAAGUAAGUCCUGGAGGGUGUGUUUUGAUCAGAGGUGAGGUUGCACCAAGAUCAGAUCAGUGAGGAUGUCACAACCUGGUGGAUCAGAGCCUCCUGCUCCCCCUCCUCCCAACAGGAAGCAUCUUCAUUGGCAGGAAUUAGGCUACAAGCCGUUGGCAUUAUUUUGCAUGCUUGGCUGGAGAAAUGCCCUUUUUUUAAAAAAAAUCCCUGUUUCUGUCGUUGUUCAGACCCUGCAAAUCAAACCCCAGCAGAUGUGCAGGUGGAAGAUCAGACUGGGAGGGGAAAUGCACCUGCUGUGACAAGAAUCCAGUGGCAUUUCUGGCACAGGUGAGCAAGGGGAGAAACAAAAGCCUGAUGGUGAAAGCCAAGCUUGGCUGUGAGUGCUGAGGGAGGCACCACCCUCUGUAACAUCACUCAGGCCUCUCACUCCUAGAAAGUGUGAGUGAUCCCUCCAGGAACUGUAAUCCAAAAUUGUCUCUGGCCCCAGAAGGAAUUAACCUGUCAGCUGGGACUGAGCAGGGGCAGCUGAUUCCUAUCCCAGCUCUCCAGAGGAGUGAAACACUCCCAGGUUUUGUUUAAAUCCUCACCGUUAGUGCCUUAAAGCCCUUCCUUUUCUCCUUUCUAUUACUACUGCGGAGAUUAAGAGGCAAUAAAAGAUUGUGCAUCGCAGCUGUUGGGGUUUUAGGAGUUGUCUUUUUGUUUUACUUUUCUCAGAUAAUUUUUUCCCAUACACGCCCCCAGCAGCAAUACGAUGCUAAGAUAACGUUAAUUACUGGACACUUAAGAAAGACAAAAGACCUGGCCACAGGGGGAGUGGCCCAGCUGGCCACCUUCCUAUUCCCUGGGGUUUUCUCGGCUAGGACAGAGAUGCCGCGAGAUUGGAACUGGAUAAAAGGGGUGGACUACAGCUCCUAGCCCACUUGCUCUCUCGGCCUUCAGAGGGGAAAGAAGCUGCGUUCGCUGCGGGGAGAAUCCAUCACCGCUGCAGGCUCCCGCCUUCCUUCUACCGCGAGCGGAGCGCUGCUCGCUGGAGCGGCCGCUGCAUCGGGACCCUGCUUUAACACCCUCCUUCAGCGAACCACGGACUUUCUCACCAUCUACUGGGCUGCCUCAGGGAUAAAACCCGGGACCCCGCCUUUCUGUGCCCCGCACCUUCGCUCGUCCGCAGCAGCAGCAGCGCCGGCCGGGUACCGCCUCGCCAUGGCCAAGCAUCACCCGGACCUCAUCUUCUGCCGCAAGCAGGCGGGCGUGGCGAUCGGCAGGCUCUGUGAAAAAUGCGACGGCAAGUGCGUGAUCUGCGACUCGUAUGUGCGGCCCUGCAGCCUGGUGCGCAUCUGUGACGAGUGCAACUACGGCUCCUACCAGGGCCGCUGCGUCAUCUGCGGGGGACCCGGCGUGUCCGACGCCUACUACUGCAGGGAGUGCACCGUGCAGGAGAAGGACAGAGAUGGGUGCCCCAAGAUCGUCAACCUGGGCAGUUCCAAGACAGAUCUUUUCUAUGAAAGGAAAAAGUACGGCUUCAAGAAGAGGUGAUCCUAUUCGUAGCUGGCUGCCUCCUGUUCCAUGUUUCCUUUGAUAGAUUAGUGCAAGGUCAUUUCUUGUAACCACUUCUGUAGGAUGCAUACCAAUAAAACUCCUUCUUUUGGGUUUUUUGGGGGUUUUUUUACAUUUCGGAGCGCGCCCCUGCAGCCGCGGGGAACCGUGUU
Corvus hawaiiensis (hawaiian crow) is the source of this 2272-nucleotide messenger RNA. RefSeq names its product PHD finger-like domain-containing protein 5A. NCBI's taxonomy places the organism in Eukaryota, Metazoa, Chordata, Aves, Passeriformes, Corvidae. The transcript has a single exon. Gene Ontology annotation, biological process: mRNA splicing, via spliceosome. The coding region runs from base 1767 to 2099 and encodes 110 amino acids. Gene Ontology annotation, cellular component: catalytic step 2 spliceosome; precatalytic spliceosome; U2 snRNP. The record is from RefSeq and is a predicted model, not a curated record.